This is a messenger RNA of Hyaloscypha bicolor E, 3618 nucleotides long. Its product is annotated as nitrite reductase-like protein. The transcript is spliced from 4 exons. The record is from RefSeq and is a predicted model, not a curated record. NCBI's taxonomy places the organism in Eukaryota, Fungi, Ascomycota, Leotiomycetes, Helotiales, Hyaloscyphaceae. The coding region runs from base 205 to 3534 and encodes 1109 amino acids. Gene Ontology annotation, molecular function: 2 iron, 2 sulfur cluster binding; heme binding; nitrite reductase [NAD(P)H] activity.
CGGAGUCGCUGGCUUCGAACGGGACGGUCGAUGAAUGUAGCAUGCUACUGUUAGAGUCUGGCUAGGUUGCCCUUUCUCUCUUUCUCUUCAAACUCGCUUCUGUCUCUGUCCCUUCCCCUUCUUCCUCCUCUUCCUUCUCUUCUUAAUUGACUGGAGAAUUCUGGGUGAGUGAGUGAUCGUGCGUAAGAUAUUGGUACAGUCACCAUGUCGAGCAAUUUGCAGCCUCAAGUUCCUGGUGAGGAGAUCAAACCUGGGCCCGUUGAAGGGGGGCAUGGUGGUGUGAAGGGUUCUGAGAAUGAGAGUCAUGGUGGGCAGAGGAAGAAGGUUGUCAUUGUGGGAUUGGGGAUGGUGGGGAUAAGUUUUAUAGAAAAAUUAAUAAAGCUCGAUGCGAAGAGGAGGGAAUAUGAUAUUAUUGUCAUUGGGGACGAGGGACAUUUGGCAUACAACCGCGUUGGCCUCACAUCUUUCUUCCAACACCGGAAAGUCGAAAAUCUAUAUCUCAAUCCUAAAGAAUGGUACUCUGCCUGCCCACCAGGCUCUCUAAACUAUCACCUCAACACCAAAGUCACUGAAAUCCAUCCCGAGCACAAGCUCGUCUCCUGCUCAUCCGGCGAGACAGUUCCCUACGACAUCCUCGUGCUAGCAACUGGCUCUGAUGCGCUUCUCCCACGACACACACCAGGCCACGAUGCCGCAGGCGUCUUCGUCUACCGCACCAUCGAAGACCUGCAAAAACUCAUCGGCUACUCAGCACAAAAGAAAGGCACAGUUGGCGUAGUCGUAGGCGGAGGACUUCUAGGUCUCGAAGCUGCAAAAGCGAUGAUAGAUCUAGAAGCUUUCGAGAAGGUUAAGCUGAUUGAGAGGAAUCGGUGGGUGUUGAGUAGACAGUUGGAUGGCGAUGCUGGUGGCCUUGUCGUUGAGCAGGUUAGGGGUUUGGGGUUGGACGUUUUACUUAGUAAGAGGGUGGGCAAGAUUGAGGUUACGGAGGAGAAUGCUGUUAAGGGGGUGGUGUUUGAGGAUGGGGAGAAAAUGGAAUGCUCGACGAUUUGCUUUGCUAUUGGGAUCAAGGCGAGGGAUGAGCUGGCAAGAAGGGCCGGGAUUAAGUGUGCGGAUCGAGGGGGUGGGAUCGUCGUUGGUGAGGAUUUACGCACGAGUAAGGAGGACAUAUAUGCCAUCGGAGAGUGCGCGAGUUGGGAGAAUCAGACGUUCGGUCUGAUUGCUCCUGGUAUUGAGAUGGCGGAAGUUCUUUCUUUCAACCUUACGCAAGCCAAGGUCCACUCGUAUCGGAAGUUCAAGAGACCGGAUCUCAGUACCAAGUUGAAGCUGCUUGGUGUGGAAGUUGCAAGUUUUGGGGACUUCUUCGCGGAUAGAGAUGGCCCGAAACAUCUUCCCAUUCGAGCUGGUCGAAAGGAGGGUAGUCUUGAUGCGUUGAGGAAAUUGACAGAUGGUCCGGCACCGCCUCCAGUCAAGGCUUUGACGUACAAGGAUCCAUUCCAAGCAGUAUACAAGAAGUACCUGUUCACUGUGGAUGGAAAAUAUCUUCUGGGUGGAAUGAUGAUCGGUGAUACGAAAGACUACGUGAAGCUGGUUCCAAUGGUCAAGAACCAGAAGCUGCUCGAUGUUCCACCAAGUCAAUUUAUCCUUGGGGCCAGCAAAGAAGGGGAUGAUGGAGGAGACGACCUGGAGGACGAUACACAAAUCUGCUCCUGCCACAACGUCACAAAAGGAGAUGUGGUCAAUACGGUGAAAGACGGCACCUGCAAGUCAAUCGGCGACGUCAAGUCAUGCACAAAGGCCGGAACCGGCUGCGGUGGCUGUAUGCCCCUCGUCACCAGCAUCUUCAACUCCACCAUGAAGUCCAUGGGCCAAGAGGUCAAGAACCACAUGUGCCCCCACUUCAACUACUCGCGAGCAGAUCUCUACAACAUCAUCUCAGUCAAGAAGUUGAAGACUCUGGCAGAGGUGAUGAAGGAAGCCGGGAAUGAUCCCACGAGUCAAGGCUGUGAGGCGUGCAAGCCGAGUAUUGGGUCGAUUUUCUCAACACUAUAUAACAAGCACAUCAUGGACAAGCCUCUCCAUGGUCUGCAGGAAACAAAUGAUCGGUUCUUGGGCAAUAUUCAAAGAAAUGGUACAUUUUCGGUCAUUCCUCGAGUGAGUGCUGGAGAGAUCACGCCGGACAAACUCAUUGUCCUUGGAAAUGUGGCUAAGAAGUACAACUUGUAUACGAAGAUCACUGGUGGACAGAGAAUCGAUAUGUUUGGUGCUCAGAAGCAGGACCUCAUUGCUAUCUGGAGCGAGCUCAUUGAAGGUGGAUUUGAAAGCGGUCACGCCUAUGCCAAAUCACUUCGAACGGUGAAGAGUUGUGUAGGGACAACUUGGUGUCGAUAUGGCAUUGGGGACAGCGUGGGAAUGGCUGUAAGAUUGGAGGAGAGAUAUAAGAGUAUCCGAAGUCCACAUAAGAUGAAAGGAGGUGUCAGUGGUUGUGUACGAGAAUGCGCUGAAGCUCAAAACAAGGAUUUUGGUCUGAUAGCAACAGAGAAAGGCUUCAACAUCUUCGUCGGCGGCAACGGCGGCGCCUCACCAAAACACAGCGAGCUCCUCGCCAAAGACGUGCCCCCAGACGACGUAGUUCCUAUCCUAGACCGCUACCUAAUGUUCUACAUCCGCACAGCCGACAAGCUUCAACGGACGGCACGCUGGCUUGAAAACCUCCCCGGUGGUAUCAAAUACCUGCGCGAAGUAAUCCUCCAAGACAAGCUCGGGAUCUGCGCCUCACUGGAAGCACAAAUGGAAGAGCUAGUCGGCACUUUCUUCGACGAGUGGGCCGAAGCUAUCCGCGACCCUGAGAUCCGCAAGAAGUUCGCCCAAUUCGACAACACUUCGGACACUCUGCAAAAUAUGGAGCUUGAGGAAGAUAGAGGACAGACGAGACCCGUGUAUUGGGCUAAGGAGAGCGUGAAGGAGGAUUUCAGGAACACGAAGUGGACGUCGCUUACCUGGCAGCCUAUCAUUGAGGCAAGCCAUUUCAAAGGUGCAGAUGAGGCACCGAAUGGGAUCUCGGCGACGAUUAAGAGGGGCGAUACACAGCUUGCGGUGUUCAGGGUUAAAGGCAAGUGGCUGGCGAGUCAGCAGAUGUGUCCCCACAAGAGAUCGUUCGUGCUCUCUGAUGGACUCAUCGGGGACUCGAACGAUAAGCUUUGGGUCUCAUGUCCGAACCAUAAAAGGAACUUUGAGUUGAAUGGCGAGCAAGCAGGGCGGUGUCAGAAUGAUGAGGACUUGAGUAUUGCGACGUUCCCGGUUGAGGAGAGGGAGGAUGGAAUGGUGUAUUUGAAGUUACCGCCGGUUCAUGAGUUAGAUGGCGUCCUGGGGACCAAGAAGUGGAUGGUGAAGAAGGGGGAGAGUGGUGAGGGACCAUUUGAAAAACUUGACCGGAGACUUGGUCCGAAUGGUGUUGGGAUGAGAGGAAGAAAACCAUUCGAGGCAAAGAAAGCUGUUGCUGCUGGUGGACCGAACGGCACUACCAUUGACUGGUGAAUUGUUUAUAAACCUGGUUCGGAGUUUUAGCAUUCCUUUUAGAGGCACUGUAUAUAGAAAUGAAAAUGAAAUAUUGUCAAUGUC